CCACGCCUCCCUCCGGCCUCCCCUUCAACUCACUGCCCCGCGAGAGGCUGAAGAAACCCAACGCCACACUCCUUCCUCCGCCCAAAAACAAGGAGGAGUUUGAGAAGACUCUGUCGCAAGCCAUAGUCAAAGUGGUUAUCCCAACAGAAAGGAAUUUGCUCUCUCUCAUCCACCGAAUGAUCGAGUUUGUGGUGCGUGAAGGCCCAAUGUUUGAAGCCAUGAUCAUGAACAGAGAAAUCAACAACCCCAUGUACAGGUUUCUAUUUGAGAACCAAAGCCCAGCACACGUAUACUACCGGUGGAAGAUCUACACCAUACUACAGGGUGAAGCGCCAGUCAAGUGGAAAACGGAGGACUUUAGGAUGUUUAAGAACGGCUCCUUGUGGCACCCGCCUCCUCUGAACCCGUACCUUCACGGUCCGUAUGAUGACGGGGAGGAAGAGGAGGUAGAGGAGGAGGCCGGCAAGAAAGGCUGUUUGAAAGAAGAUGAGAGGGACAAACUGGAGGAGAUGCUGCGAGGGAUGAGUCCCAGGAGAGGAGACAUCGCGGAGGCCAUGUUGUUUUGUCUGAGCCACGCAGAAGCAGCUGAGGAGAUCGUGGAGUGCGUCACUGAGUCUCUCUCCAUCCUCAAAACCCCUCUACCCAAGAAGAUCGCACGGUUAUAUCUAGUGUCUGAUGUGCUGUACAACUCCUCGGCCAAAGUAUCCAAUGCGUCUUACUACAGAAAAUAUUUUGAGGCAAAGCUCUCCCAGAUAUUUGCAGACCUCAACGCGACGUACAAAGCGAUUCAGGGUCACCUUCAGAGCGAGAACUUCAAGCAACGCGUCAUGGCGUGUUUCCGCGCCUGGGAGGACUGGGCCGUGUACCCCGACCCGUUCCUCAUCAAGCUGCAGAACAUCUUCCUCGGUCUGGUUAACAUCGCAGCCGUGGAGAAGGAAGUCCCUGUCCUCAUCGUGGAGGCUGAGCCAGCAGAGGACAUCGACGGCGCUCCCAUAGGGGAGUAUGCCGAUGUGGGUCUGAUGGAGGACGUGGACGGCGUCCCGAUCGACGGCGGACACAUCGACGGGGCUCCGAUCGACGGAGCGCCGCUGGACGACCUGGACGGCGUCCCCAUUAAACCCAUGGAGGAAGACAUCGAUGGGAUACCUUUGGAUCCAUCAAAGGAGGCAACUUUCAAGGUAGCACCGUCGAAAUGGGAAGCGGUGGAUGAAGCCGAGUUAGAAGCUCAAGCUGUGACAACUUCAAAAUGGGAGGUAUUUGAGCAGCCAGAAGAAUCCAAAAAGAACGAUCAUGACAGUGAUUACGAGGACAGGAGCCCCCGCUCAGAGGAUAACGGGACCUACUGCAACCCCUCCAGAGACGACUCUGAUGUGAAAGCCAAGAUGUCUGAAAUGAACGAGGAGAAACGCACCAAGCUCAGAGAGAUAGAGGUUAAAGUCAUGAAGUUCCAAGAUGAGCUGGAGUCUGGGAAAAGACCCAAGAAGACGGGGCAGAGUAUUCAGGAGCAGGUGGAGCACUACAGGGACAAACUACUACAAAAGGAAAAGGAAAAGGAGAAACUCGAACGGGAGAAAGAGCGGGAGAGGAAAGAGAAGGAGAAAGCUGAGGCCCGGUUGAAAGAGUUAAAGAAGGAGAAGGAGAAGGAGGACACGCCCACCAGGAAGGAGAGGAAGCGUCGCCACAGUGGUUCGCCCAGUCCGACGCGGAACAGCAGACGAGGUCGAUCAGCUUCUCCCCGUUCAGAGCGAUCGGAAAGAUCCGAACGCUCCGAGCGCUCGUACUCUAAAGACACGUCGUCCCGGUCCACCCAUAAAGACUCGCCACGAUCCAGCAUCAAGAAGUCCACAAAGAGAUCUCCCUCACCUCGCACACCCAAGCGAUCCAGACGGUCGCGCUCAAAGACGCCCAAAAAAUCCACCAAGAAGUCCCGCUCCAAAUCUAGGUCCCCUCAUCGGUCCCACAAAAAAGCGAAGAAAAGCAAACACUGACGUCUCCAAACCAGCCGUGUUGUAUAAAAGAUUGACUGGAUUUGCUGCAUGGGUUUCCAUCUGGUGUACGAAGGGAUGGGGCCAUUGUUUUAUAUUGUACAAAAAAAAAUAAUGUGCUUUUGUGUCCUGAUUUCCGCCCCCCCCCCCAAAUCACCUCCCGAUGGAAUUGAUCCAUGUGAUGACAAUAAGUCAUGCCGUCAUUUUCUGUUUUUGUAGUUCACAAUAAAAAGGAUUCCUAAUAAACUGCUGUCUUUUUUAAA
Molecule: messenger RNA, 2248 nt
Organism: Gymnodraco acuticeps
Lineage: Eukaryota; Metazoa; Chordata; Actinopteri; Perciformes; Bathydraconidae
Gene: u2surp
Product: U2 snRNP-associated SURP domain containing
Exons: 17
Coding region: 177-1988 (603 amino acids)
Biological process (GO): RNA processing
Cellular component (GO): nucleus
Molecular function (GO): RNA binding
Source: RefSeq, a predicted model, not a curated record